AGAUCCAUCUUGUAGGCAAGGCGGAACUAAGUGUAUCAACCGCAGUAUUCCACGGAACGCACGGAACGUAAACACCAGCGUGCCAAGGGUGGGAGCCAUGAUUGUGCUGCAGGUUCCAGCAGGACAUGAAGUCUCUGAAGUUCCGCUGGCUCUGUUUCCUUGUAAUCACCCUCGCUCUAGUGCUGUGGUACAGUUAUGUAACCAGAAGAGGAAACACAGUCAACAUCGGGCUCCGUGGUUAUGAGAGGAUCCUACCUUCUGUAACAUCAGGCUCUCAUCACAUGUCCCUUCACUGCGGCCAAUGUGCCGUGGUGUCCAGCUCGGGACACAUGCGUGGAAGUUGGCGAGGCAAUGAGGUUGAUGGGCACGAGUGUGUGAUCCGCAUGAAUGCAGCGCCUACUUGGGGAUUUGAGGCUGAUGUGGGAAACCGGACAAGCGUCCGCGUCGUCUCUCAUACCAGCGUUCCCCACCUGCUGCGGCGUGAGGACAUGUUCUUCAAGCACGAGGCAGAUACCCUGUACGUGGUCUGGGGCCCAGAGAGGAAUAUGAGACAGGAUGGAAAGGGCAGAGUUUUUAACACACUGGUCAAACUGGCAAAAAAGUACCCCCGUACGCAUAUCUAUGCAGUCAGCAGGGACAAGGUGCUCUACUGUGACCGUGUGUUUCAGGAAGAGACGGGCAAGAACAGAAUGAAGUCAGGUGCAUUUCUCAGUACCGGGUUUUUUACUAUGAUUCUGGCGAUGGAGGUGUGUGACAGCAUUGAUGUUUACGGGAUGAUCGAUGGUUCUUACUGCAGUGUUGCCAACCACGCCUCAGUGCCCUAUCACUACUACGAGUUGUAUCGCCUGGACGAGUGCGGGAUGUACAGAGUGCAUGAACGAGCCCGGAGAGGCGCCCAUCGCUUCAUUACAGAAAAGAACAUCUACAGGCACUGGGCCUCUCAGGGAAAACUGCAGUUUCCAUACCCAACCUGGUCACCUCGGCAACAAGACUCUCCCUGACAUCUCAAACCACCUGACACUCUUUGACUCUGAGUGGUUUCGCGGAUAUCAGUCCCUCGUCUUUGCUUGAUUCAGGAAAGAAGCUGGUAAGUUAGUCAGGAAAAGACGUAACAAGCCUUGCUUAUAUUUAAGUAUUAAUAACCAACAUCAUUGUCCAAAAGUUUUCAGACAAUAGCCAUUUCAUGCACUGUCCAUUCAAAUGGAAUCUUUUGCAGUAUUUCUUUAAGCUCUUAAUUUGCCUUUUGCAUUUUUUCUAUGUAUUUUUCCUUUUUUUUUUUUUUUUUUUGCUUUUGCACAUUUUAUUAUUCUUGAAAUGCUUUGCAUAGUUCAGUGCUGCUGCUCUUACUUUUUACUUACUUUUUUGCCAUAGUGAUUUUCUUUAUGCUAUAUACAUUAUACUUUCUAUUCACCUCGGGACAUGCCAAGUCCAGCUGCCUUUAUUUCUUUUUUGUAAUCUGUGACCUCCAAGGUCAAAACAACUGAACACAGCUAAGCUGAGUUCACACUGCCAUGCAACAUCACUAAGAUGCCUAAGAGAGGCAGUGAUUAAUCAAGAGAUGGUACAUGAUGUGAGGUCACAAGAGGGUUCAUAUUGUAACGUAAAGUUGGGGUGCAUUAUUUGAGGUCACAUGAGGUUAAAUUUGACAGUGUAUAGUUGAGUUACGUCACAUAAGUUCACAUAACACCUCAUUUGAUAAUGUGAAGUGGGGUUAAUGUACAUCUUAUUAGGUCACAGUAAGUUACUUUUGUAAACAUAAAGUUGGAUUAUAUCAUAUGUUACACGAAACUACAUUUCACAACCUAAGCUUUAGGGAGGGAACACUGUGUGAGUUUUUAAUUAAAAAUUAAAAGUAAUCGGAGGUUAUAUUGUAUUAGUUCAAGUGAGGUUAUAUUUGGCAGUGUAACAUAAAAUCGGGUUACAUUAUGUGUGAUCAAUUUAUGAGGCAUAUAUUUGGAAUUAUAAAAAAAGUAAUGGUUACACCAUUUGAGGUCAUGUGAGGGUACAUUUCAUAACAAAGUUAAGCCAUGUAACAUCAUGUGAUGUUACAUUUAAAAAAAAGCAAUGUAAAGUGGGGUUACACAAUGUGAGGUCAGAUUUGACUACAUUUGACAAUAUGAACAUUUGUUACAUCUGAGGCCACAUUAGGCUGUAUUUCAUUACCUGUAUUUGCAUUGGUUAUCAGAAGAUGCUUUGUAGGAUUAUGUGGUUGUUUUGUGGUUAUAUGAGACUGUGAGAGGUUAUGUGAGAUUACUUAAAACACUUGAUAAACCUGGUCUUCAGAUUUUCUUUAUCAGAUCUGUUCGGGGUGUAAAACAUUUGCUGUGAAUGAGCUUAAACAGCUUUUAAAAUCAUGUUAUAGGUAUGAAACACAGAACUAACUGUGUGUUUGCCAGCUGUGAGAUUUAGAACAGUUGCAAGCUAUUAACAGAGUUUGCUUUGUUAGCUAAUUAUUACCAGAACUGGAGUAAGGUUUGUUUGUUAGUUAGCUAACAACAGAGUUAACUUUGCUGUCCAGCUAUGAGUUGUGAUGCUGUGUUCCAUUUGAAUGUGGAUGUCAGAAUUUGAGCCAUGUGGGAAAUUUUAGAUGUCGGGAGAGCCUCACAAACCCUGAAUUCAGAAUCCAAGAUGGCUCCACCACAGUAGUACACAACAGUAUUUGCUAAAUAUGAAAAGAGUUAGCUUAAUUUCAAGUCUUUGUAAAACUGUGUGGAAAUUCUGACAGUUCUUCGCAAAUGUUUGCAAAUGUAAUGACCCUUUGAAUUUGAUUAAAAAAGAUGCGCUAAACAUGUUUGACAUUUCAAAUUCCAAUUUGCAUAUCUAUGUUUACUUCUCUUGCUUUCAACCAAAGUUCUGUCAGAAUAGCACUUAGCAUUAUCCUCACAGAGCAGCUUAUAUGAUCAGUAAGAAGUCUCUGUUUACUCUUUUGUUCAGACUGACUGUAUUAAAAACAAUUAUGUUCAAUAGUUCAGGGCUUUCAAAUUCUUUUUUUUUUUUUUUUUGAAAAUGUGUUUAAAGCACUGAUUAUUUUAAUUUCAUUAUUAAUAUUACUAUUUUCAAAUGUGUAAAUGAAUAACUGCUGUAUUGCACUGUACAUUUUAAAAGGACAUCUUUGUAGGGGAUUUACAAAAACUACUCUGUGUAAUGUAUGCUAAUCUCUGGUACAGAAUGUCAGCUAAACUGCGGUGCUUUCAAAUUUCUGUGUAUAUUUAUAUACAAUACUGUGCAAAAGUCAGUGACCACCCUUAAGUUUUCACAAAAACUUUUUUUGACAGGAUAUUAACUAAAUGAAUGGUGGUCUCUGACUUUCUUAAAUGUGCUUUUUUGACUUUAUAAGUUUCAUACUACACAGGGACUACUGUUUUUGCUUCAGUUCAUAGGAAUACUCUUUAUUUUUUAAGUUAUCUGUCAUUCUUCACAAAACACUUCAGCCAAUGGCAAACAAAUUGCUAUCCAUUAGAUCUAAUUAGUAGCUAUACAAUGGACAAGUAAUGUGCAAAAAUAUAUUAUUAACUCCCUGGACCUCUUAAAUUAUUGUAUAGCUAUAUUUGACAUUGUGCCUGGAGACCAUUAGGCUUAUGAUUUUUUUGUUGUUUUUUUUGUUGUUUUUUUUGCAACCAAAAUUUUUGCUCUGGUAUUACAGCUAUGCACUGGUCUGUCACAGGGUGGUGCUGAAAGAUUGGCUCACCCAGCUCAAUCUUUGCUAAGCCCCACCUCUAACAAUCAAUUGUCCCAUCUUAGCUUAGAUGCUGCAACAAGGAACAAGCCUCUGUAACAAGGUUUUAGAACUUUUGUGUUUUGAUUCUUUGAAAAAAAAAAUAUAUAUAUAUAUGUUGAGAUUUUCAACUGAUUUUCUGUUUUUUUUUACUAAGUAAAGGGAAAUGUGUCAUAUUUUCAGUGUUAAUCAGAAAUACAAUCAAGUUGCAGCAGAUAGAGAUUAUAUAAAAAUCAAAUUUAUUAUAAAAUUAAUAUUAAAUCAGUGGUUGCAGCUCUGCAUGUUGCCCAGUCCAGUAUUAUUUGAAGAUGCUAAGGUUUGCUAAAAGUCAUGACCUGCUGUAGUGCCUCAGUAUUGUUUAUUUAAGUGCUUUAAGUGCUAAAGUAGUAUUUUGUCAAAGUUUUAUUAAUAUUGACCAUUCUCAAAGGGUUUUUUGUGAUUUAAAUGCAUGUACACUUUAUGUUCUCUGUAAUUUCUCUCUGUAAUUUUGUGAUUAUCAAUGCAUCAGCAUAUCUACUUUUGCCAUUCCCUAAGAUAGAACACCUGUGAUCUUACCACUCUUUCUAAUGAUUUUAAGCCAUAAACUGCAGUAAACUGUGAAUAUGUA
Astyanax mexicanus (Mexican tetra) is the source of this 4322-nucleotide messenger RNA. It is a transcript of the gene st6galnac4, whose product is annotated as ST6 (alpha-N-acetyl-neuraminyl-2,3-beta-galactosyl-1,3)-N-acetylgalactosaminide alpha-2,6-sialyltransferase 4. The record is from RefSeq and is a predicted model, not a curated record. The transcript has 6 exons. Gene Ontology annotation, molecular function: alpha-N-acetylgalactosaminide alpha-2,6-sialyltransferase activity. NCBI's taxonomy places the organism in Eukaryota, Metazoa, Chordata, Actinopteri, Characiformes, Acestrorhamphidae. Bases 126 to 1001 code for a protein of 291 amino acids. Gene Ontology annotation, biological process: oligosaccharide metabolic process; ganglioside biosynthetic process.